CAUUGGUGCUGAGGAAAUGAGGAAGAUUCAAGUUUCAAUGUGUCGUCUAGUGUUAAUGAAACAAGGAACAAACAGCGUGGGACUGGGUGAAUACAUGUCAAACCUUCGUUAACACCGAAUUGGCACAAUGCAUUUGGUUUCGUGAAGGAAGCUCAAAUUUAGCAACCAUUCAAGUUUAAUUAACGAUGCUCGAUCGGUUCAAUAAACUCUUGAGCAUGAAACAGUUACAGAGCAACGCAACGUACGCAUGCGCGCGCGUGUGUUUCCUCUUAUAUAAAUCCGUCCAUACAGGAAUUCAAACAUCACCUCCAAAGAAAAACAAGUUAAUGGUUCAUUGCCAUCAUAAAAUCCUCCGAGCCAAGAAGCUUACAAAAGUACGCUGUGUCCGCUGUUCAUCUUUAAUGAUGUCAGGUUUUCAAUCAAGGCUAUUCAGGACAAUGAUGAUAUGGGGCUGGCCUGCCUACCAGUGUGGCAGUUUCGGAUCACGUUCAAGUUAACGCUGUUAGGAUUGAAGAUCUAGAGGUACAGGUUACUAAAUUAUUUCGGCACUUUGUUAUUUGUGAUUGUACAGAGGUUAGAUGAGUUUUCAAGAUUGGUUAUAUGGAAUGUGAGAAUCGAAGCUGGGAGCCCCUAGGUUAGAAGACUUGAUGGAAAUCUCGAUGCAGAAAACUAUACUUGGAUUAGACACAUGUGGUCGCAGUGGAUACUAUCACAAGCGAGAUAGAUUAAAGAUAAUGUACAUGGAUCAAUGCAGAGGCUGACGUAUAAGUUUCAUUAGAAAAAUUAAGGCACCGAUUGAUGAGAAUCUUUGAGGGCUUGGAAUCCAGGAAAGUUAGAUUGUGCAAUGACAUAGUGCGAGCUUUGUCUGCGAAAGGAAUGAGUUGUUGCAUGAUACGUGCAAGAAACACAAUGCUUCUGUUGAGUCACUUUGAGUAUUCAGGAAAUGGUGAAGCUGACAAUAGUAGGAAGGGUUAGUGAUGGAUUACCUCUAGCUCAAGGUCUGAGAUAUGUGAAUGAAGAAAAUGGGUAUCUUUCUUUUUACCAGAAACAAGCACAACUCAUCCUCCAAGAAAUUUCAAGAGGAGCAUUGACGGCCUCCAAGAUGACCAUUCCUAUUGAUCAUCACAGUUUCAACUACUUGAUCGAGAACGGAGUUGUUUUCAUUGUGUUGUGUGACUCCUCGUACCCAAGAAAACUGGCUUUCCAUUAUCUUCAAGAUUUACAAAAGGAGUUUGAGAAGUUUGAUAAAACCCUCACAGACAAAAUCACAAGGCCAUACAGCUUUGUCAAAUUUGAUGGUAUAAUUGCAAAUAUUAGAAGACAAUACAUUGAUACAAGAACUCAGGUCAACCUUUCAAAACUUAAUGCUAAUCGGAAACAAGACAUAGAUGUUGUUACUGAAGUUAUGUCCAAUAUUUUAAGAAGGAGAGGUCCAGAAACAGUGGGAAGAUUGCCUUCAACUCCUCCACCAGCAUCCCCUAUAUGGGGUUCUCCUCAACUUGAGUUUCGUUCUUUUGGUAUACAGGUCAUUGCACUGAAAUGGACUCCUAUUAUGAUCAUUGUUGUUGCUUCCAUGGUUUUAUUAUGGGCUAGCUUGGUCCUCACAGACUACGUUAUGAUUUCAAGCUGAUAUUACUAAGUCUGAGAUCAAGAUUAAUGAGAAGGGUCUAAUAUGAUUCAACUAGUAUUCGAAGGACUCGAGGGUUACAUUGUGCGUCCCUGAUCAAAACAUAAUACAAAUUUGGUGUUGGAACUUGGAAAGGCAUAGAUUCCUUCACGUGUGGGAAAAAGAGAGAGUUGAAAGAGAGAAAAUUUAAAUAACUAUGACAUAUGUCAUUGAGUUUGUACUGUUGUUUCGCUGGAAAGUGAUAUCUUCUAUCUUAUACUAUAUAAACUAUUCGGGAUGGGUGCAUGUGUGUAAAUGUACUGGGUUUACUGUUUGCGAUUUGAUGUUGUGAACCACAGAUGAGAAGAAAUCAGAAAAUCUGCCCCAGUUGGAAUAUAAAAUUGUGCUUGGUUCUUUUCUUGAUGA
Prosopis cineraria is the source of this 2032-nucleotide messenger RNA. Its product is annotated as 25.3 kDa vesicle transport protein SEC22-1. The record is from RefSeq and is a predicted model, not a curated record. The transcript has 6 exons. Gene Ontology annotation, biological process: vesicle fusion with Golgi apparatus; retrograde vesicle-mediated transport, Golgi to endoplasmic reticulum; endoplasmic reticulum to Golgi vesicle-mediated transport. Gene Ontology annotation, cellular component: Golgi membrane; endoplasmic reticulum membrane; SNARE complex. The coding region runs from base 944 to 1630 and encodes 228 amino acids. Lineage: Eukaryota; Viridiplantae; Streptophyta; Magnoliopsida; Fabales; Fabaceae. Gene Ontology annotation, molecular function: SNAP receptor activity.